GCUUCCGGUGGCCCCGCGCGCCUCCCGACAUCCUUUGCUCUCUUGCCGCGGCCGCCGCCGACAUGGGACGCGUGCGAACGAAGACGGUGAAGAAGGCGGCGCGGGUGAUCAUCGAGAAGUACUACACCCGCCUGGGCAAUGACUUCCACACCAACAAGCGAGUGUGCGAGGAGAUCGCCAUCAUCCCCAGCAAGAAGCUGCGCAACAAGAUCGCAGGGUAUGUCACCCACCUGAUGAAGCGGAUUCAGAGGGGACCUGUCCGAGGCAUCUCCAUUAAACUGCAGGAGGAGGAGAGGGAGAGGAGAGACAACUACGUCCCCGAGGUCUCUGCCCUGGACCAGGAGAUCAUUGAAGUGGACCCAGACACCAAGGAAAUGCUGAAGCUCUUGGAUUUCGGCAGCCUGUCCAACCUGCAGGUGACGCAGCCCACGGUGGGGAUGAACUUCAAGACCCCCCGAGGAGCGCUCUGAGCCGGUCUCUUCUCUGUCACUUUUCCAAUAAACGUGGGGAAACCAUCUGGGCCUGGCUGGUCUUUGGCACCUGCGUCCCCAGGGAGCAGGAGGGAGGGCUGGUACCUGGGGACACCGCGUCCCAGCCGCGUGUCUGGGAGGCUGCAGAGGGUGAGGAGGACCUGAGGCCUUCGUGUGCACCAGCCUCUGGCUGGGGGCUUGGCUGGCUGUUGGGGGGUGAGGUGCAAAGCUGCUCUUCCACAGGGUGUCCCUGGGGUGGUGGGAGGAGGAGGAGGCCAUGGUGGCUGUGGUGGCUUCUCGGAGCUUGGUGGAGCUCCUCAGCCUCGGUGCCUCCCAGGCUUGCCUGUGCCUCCUGCGAAUGGAGGCCAGGGAGUCACCAGCUGUGCCAGAAUAAAGGAUGCUUUUUGUCA
Molecule: messenger RNA, 880 nt
Organism: Dryobates pubescens (Downy woodpecker)
Lineage: Eukaryota; Metazoa; Chordata; Aves; Piciformes; Picidae
Gene: RPS17
Product: ribosomal protein S17
Exons: 5
Coding region: 63-470 (135 amino acids)
Biological process (GO): translation
Cellular component (GO): ribosome
Molecular function (GO): structural constituent of ribosome
Source: RefSeq, a predicted model, not a curated record